UCUCUCAACUCCAACCAAGAAUGGUGAGAUUGCCAUCAUCAUAUUCCAUUUUGGCCUUAUUAGCUAGUCUACUAGCUCUAGAGGCAUCGAUCGUCGGGGCGUUCGACUACAGCAUGGCCCUUGACAAGACUUUGUUGUUCUUUGAGGCGCAACGGUCGGGUAAACUCCCCGUGAACCAACGUGUAAAAUGGCGUGGUGAUUCAGGCCUUAGUGACGGUUAUGCUCAGGGGGUGAACUUGGUGGGAGGGUAUUACGACGCCGGCGAUCAUGUGAAGUUUGGGCUCCCAAUGGCGUUUAGUGUGACGAUGCUGUCAUGGGCUGCAGUUGAUUUCAGGCAAGAAUUGGUGAGUUUGGACCAGAUGGGACAUACUUUGAGAGCAAUCAAAUGGGGAACUGAUUACUUCAUUAAGGCACAUCCUCAGCCUUAUGUUCUUUGGGGACAGGUUGGAGACGGAGUGUCGGAUCAUUGUUGUUGGGAACGAGCAGAGGAUAUGACCACGCCAAGAACGGCGUAUAAGCUCGACCCUGAGCAUCCGGGAUCGGAUCUUGCCGGAGAAACGGCCGCCGCCCUUGCCGCCGCCUCUCUUGCUUUCAAGCCUUAUGAUUCUGCCUACUCUAGCCUUCUGCUUGUGCAUGCAAAACAGCUUUUUUCCUUUGCAAAUAGAUUCAGAGGCUUCUAUGAUGACUCCAUUGGAUCAGCCAAGCAGUUCUAUACAUCAACCGGUUACUCGGAUGAACUGUUGUGGGCUGCUACAUGGCUCCACCGGGCGACAAACGACGACUACUACUUGAACUACGUCGUCGACAACUGUGUCUCUUUAGGUGGAACAGGAUGGGCAGUCAAAGAAUUUUCAUGGGACAACAAGUACGCCGGAGUUCAGAUCCUCCUCUCUAAGGUUUUGCUGGAUGGAGCUGGAGGAGCAUACACUUCCACACUACAACAGUAUCGAGCGAAAGCCGACUACUUCACCUGUGCCUGUCUGCAGAAGAACGACGGCUACAACGUUCCUAUGACUCCUGGGGGUCUGCUCUACCUGCAUGAAUGGAACAACCUGCAGUACCCUGCCUCGGCUGCGUUUCUACUAGCUGUCUACUCAGACUAUCUUGCAAAGGCGAAAAGUGUCGUCAAAUGCCCAGAUGGCGAACUCCAACAUCAAGAUCUCCUCAACUUUGCAAAAUCACAAGCCGACUACAUUCUUGGCAAGAAUCCCAUGUCCUUGAGCUACAUAGUGGGCUACGGUCAAAACUACCCAAUGCACGUGCAUCACAGAGGUGCGUCUAUCGCCCCCGUUUCUCUGCUCAAAUCUGCAGUCGGAUGUGUGGAGGGAUUCGAGACGUGGUACAAACGUCCCGAGGCUAAUCCAAACGUUAUACAUGGAGCCCUUGUUGGAGGUCCCAAUGCUAAGGACGAAUUCACAGACGAUAGGUCAAAUUACGAGCAAACUGAGCCGACAUUGUCUGGUACCGCCCCUCUGGUGGGACUUUUCUCCAAGCUGCACAGUCUGCCUCGAAAUUCUGCAGCUUCCUAUAAUCAAGAAUCACAAAAACCUUCCAUUCCUUACCACAAACCACAAGCCCAUGUUCCGGUUCAAUUUCUUCACUCGAUAACCAACACAUGGACCGUCGGGAAGGAGGCGUACUACCGGCACAAGGUGAUCAUCAAGAAUGUGUCUGAGAAGCCCAUCAGAGAACUGAAGCUGCACAUUGAGAACCUGACAGGAUCCCUAUGGGGUCUUUCACCAACACAGGAGAAGAACACUUAUGAACUUCCUGAAUGGCUGAAAGUACUGGAGCCUGGUUCAGAUUGCAGUUUUGUGUACAUUCAAGGUGGUGCUCAGGCCAAGAUUUUAGUUCAAGCCUACCGUUAAGGAAACUAUGAGAUUUUGGACUAAUACAUGAUGUGAAUGUGAUAAAAAACACAUUUUCAAGCACAUGAUUUUGGUCAAAAAUAUAAUACAUAUAGGGAA
Sesamum indicum (sesame) is the source of this 1967-nucleotide messenger RNA. Its product is annotated as endoglucanase 5. The record is from RefSeq and is a predicted model, not a curated record. Gene Ontology annotation, biological process: carbohydrate metabolic process. NCBI's taxonomy places the organism in Eukaryota, Viridiplantae, Streptophyta, Magnoliopsida, Lamiales, Pedaliaceae. Gene Ontology annotation, molecular function: hydrolase activity, hydrolyzing O-glycosyl compounds; carbohydrate binding.